AUGAAAGGUUUCAGGCAGAGAGUGCACGAGCAGUUAUCGAGGGCGAAAGAUAGUAACAAAUCGUCCAAGAAAAAAGAUGCGAAUAAUUCGGGCACUGCAUCACCGCUGUCAUCAUCCACUACGCUCCCCGGUAGUGAUUCGAGAUCCCCCAACAGUUCCAACACCGCAACUCCGACGUCUUCGUCAACGAAUCUGAAUGAUCUCCGAAAUAAGAGUGGGAAUCAUGAGAGCACCAAUACCAGCCACACCACCACCCAACACCAUGCUGGCUCUGCAACAGGGUCAGGUUCGCUGGCUUCUCAUUUCAUGUCGCAAGGCUCUGGUCAUGGACCGGGUGGACCUGGAACAGCCCCGGGCCGUCAUCACAUUGCUCCAAGCGUUAUCAUCAGUCCAAGUGCUCCUCACAUUCCUGGACCUGGUGCGACUGAAACGAUGCCUGGCGACCUGGCGCCCCCCAAGGCCGGCCAAAAAUCCCUCCUCUUCGACCGAUUGCAGAGUACCCCAAAAGAUGUGCCCGAGGGUGUCCGAACUCCCAAGAGACAGCAUUCAUCACGGUUUGAUGUAUCGGACCAAAGAGCUCGUGACCUGGAGAAAUUGCCCGGCUUCCAUGAAGUCCCUCCUAACCGAAGACAAGAGUUGUUCAUGCAGAAAAUUGAUCAAUGUAAUAUCAUCUUCGACUUCAAUGAUCAGACCGCCGACAUGAAAUCAAAAGAAAUCAAGAGACUCGCUCUCCACGAACUUCUGGACUACGUUGCCAACAACCGGUCGGUGAUAACCGAACCGAUGUAUCCGAAGGUUGUCGAAAUGUUCAGCAAGAACCUAUUUCGCCCCGUUCCUCCUCCUGUCAAUCCACAGGGUGAAGCAUUUGAUCCCGAGGAAGAUGAACCGGUCCUGGAAGUUGCUUGGCCUCACAUUCAAGUUGUCUACGAGUUUUUCUUGCGUUUCAUUGAAAGCCAAGACUUCAACACAAACAUUGCCAAAGCUUACAUUGAUCAUCAUUUUGUCCUUCAGUUACUGGAGCUGUUUGACUCUGAAGAUCCCCGGGAAAGAGACUUUCUCAAGACGACGCUUCACCGCAUUUACGGCAAAUUCUUAAAUCUUCGGUCCUACAUUCGCAGAUCUAUCAACAAUGUCUUUUUCCAGUUCACCUAUGAGACCGAGAGGUUCAACGGCAUAGCCGAACUUCUCGAAAUUCUUGGUUCAAUCAUCAAUGGCUUUGCUCUCCCACUCAAAGAAGAGCAUAAGCUGUUUUUGACCAGAGUACUCAUUCCUCUUCACAAAGUGAAGAGUUUGAGCAUGUAUCAUCCUCAGUUGGCAUAUUGUAUCGUGCAAUUCCUAGAGAAAGACGCAGCGCUGACAGAAGAAGUUGUGCUUGGUCUACUACGCUACUGGCCGAAAGUUAACAGCACCAAGGAAGUCAUGUUCUUGAACGAGGUCGAGGACAUUUUUGAGGUUAUGGAUCCACAAGAAUUCGCAAAGGUCCAAGAGCCUCUCUUCAACCAGUUGGCCAAAUCCGUGGCGAGUCCUCACUUCCAGGUUGCGGAGCGUGCACUAUACUUCUGGAACAACGAAUAUUUCUGCAAUCUCGUCAGUGACAACGUCGAAACCAUCCUCCCGAUCAUGUUUGCCCCAUUGUAUGAAAAUUCAAAGGGUCAUUGGAACCGCACAAUACAUGGCAUGGUUUACAAUGCAAUGAAACUUUUCAUGGAGAUCAAUCCUCAACUUUUCGACGAAUGUUCGCAUGAUUACAAUGAAAUGCAGAACACUGCUGCUCAACGAGAAAAGGCACGCGAGGCGAAGUGGGAGAAGCUCACCGAGCAGGCAAACCGUAUGAAGGCCGGAUUGGCAAAGCCCCCGACAACUCCAAGCAUCAAGGAAGUGCCAGAGACAGAUGCCGCACAGGACAACCAAGAGAGGCUAGAUGCUCUCAAGUUGCAUGAUGAGUCAUCGUCAAGCAAGCCAUCGUCGCCGACUCUCCCACUCUCUGGUGAAGUCGGGAGGUCGACCCAGAACGACGACAGCAUGGAUGCCUUUCAGAAGAUUGAUGUCUACGCCGCAAGGCUCAGUGAUCCAAAGAUUGAUACACGGACAAAAUCGAACGUGGCGACAGAACUCCGCGACUCUAUCGAAUCUUUGUGCACCCCGUCCAGUGUCUACACAAAGUUCUUGACGAAGUUAUGGCCUGUCUUCAAGAAGAUCCUGGAGGGGACGACAGAUCUGAACCCGACCUCCUUCGAACAUAUCCUUCGGAAUCAGAUUCUCGAGAUCCUCCAUAGAUUACAACAUCAGCUGCACGAGGUUGAACCCUUUGCUUUAGACAUGGUGGAAACGCUGAUGGAGCUGGUCAGGGUGGAAAAUGAGGAUAAUGCUGUUUUGUGUCUGAAGACGAUCAUGGAUCUCGAGCGUCACCAACCGAAUGCCACUGCUUCAAAAGUUCAACCCUUCCUUGACCUCAUUCAAGAGAUGUUCCAAUUGAUGGAACAGGUGGUCCGCGACACCUUCGAUUCUCCCGGGCCGCAUCACCAGGCCUCAUCUUUGACGACCAACCCUCAAAGCCAGACCUUCCAGUCUCCGCGCCCUGGCUCGCCCGCCACGACGGUGUCCGAUCCAGGGACGGAAAAGAAGGAACACGCCCCCCUGGCGAAGGGCAUGCAGUCCUUCAAGGUUCUUUCAGAAUGUCCUAUCAUCGUCGUGUCUAUAUUCCAAGCGCAUCGAACUUCAGUUGCUGCCAACGUCAAGAAGUUUGUACCUUCUAUAAAGGGAAUUCUCAUGCUUCAGGCCAAAGCACAAGAGAAGGCACACGCGGAGGCUGCGGCGAACAAGACUAUAUUCACCGGAGUCAGCAAGGAGAUAAAAAAUCGUGCUGCGUUUGGUGACUUUAUCACCGCCCAAGUCAAGACGAUGAGUUUCCUGGCAUACCUUCUCCGGGUAUAUGCAAACCAGCUGACAGACUUCUUACCAACUCUGCCGGGUGUGGUUGUCAGGUUGCUAAAAGACUGCCCGAGAGAAAAGUCCGGCGCGCGCAAAGAACUGUUGGUUGCAAUACGGCACAUCAUCAAUUUCAACUAUCGCAAAAUCUUCUUGAACAAAAUCGACGAGUUGCUAGACGAACGAAUCCUUAUCGGUGACGGCCUGACCGUAUAUGAGAGUAUGCGUCCACUAGCGUACAGUAUGCUCGCAGAUCUCAUACACCACGUGCGGGACUCGUUAGAGCGCAAUCAGAUACGGCGGACGAUCGAAGUGUACACGAAAAACCUCCACGACAACUAUCCUGGUACAAGUUUCCAGACGAUGAGUGCAAAGUUGCUGCUCAACAUGGCCGAGAGCAUCACCAAACUGGAGAAUAAGGAAGAAGCGAGGUAUUUCUUGAUUAUGAUUCUCGAUGCGAUCGGCGACAAAUUUGCCGCAAUGAAUUAUCAGUAUGAGAACGCCGUGAAGCUGAGCCGCCAUUACGGAGACAAAUCCAAGGAGAACCAAGCGGAGACAUACAUGGAUGACAAAGACGAGGUUCCGGACUGGGACGCUGUGGACAUAUUUAAUGCCACUCCUAUUAAGACGUCAAAUCCGCGAGAGCGAGGUGCAGACCCAGUAAACGACAACAAAUUCCUCUUCAAGAACCUUGUCAACGGGCUCAAGAAUAUGUUCUACCAACUGAAAACAUGCAACCCUCCAGGACUGAACGUAGACCAAGCAAGCAUUCCGAUCAACUGGAACGAAGUUUCCUUCGGCUACAACGCUGAAGAGACUCGCGUGGUCACCAAGCUCUUCCACGAAGGAGCUCGCGUUUUUCGCUAUUAUAGUGCAGAAGCGCCGGUGCCGGACAUGCAAUAUUCCUCCCCGGUGGACUUUAUGGCAAGCCACUCAAUGGCACAAAUGACCAGAGAAGAAAAGGAAUUGUUAGAGAGCUUUGGGACGGUAUUUCAUUGCAUCGAUCCAGCCACCUUCCACGAAGUCUUCCAAGCCGAGAUUCCUUACCUGCACGAGUUGAUGUCUGAGCAUACGGCCUUGCUUCAUCUGCCUCAAUUCUUUCUUGCCAGCGAAGCUACAUCACCAGCAUUUGCAGGGAUGGUUCUUCAAUACCUCAUGAACAAACUUCCCGAGGUUGGUUCGUCAGACAUUGUCCUGUCGUCGAUAUUACUGAGGAUGUUCAAAUUGUCAUUCAUGGCUGUUACGCUUUUCUCGACACACAACGAACAAGUUCUGCUCCCACACAUCACGAAGAUCAUUACACAAUGUGUACAGCUGUCGGUAACGGCAGAGAAACCCAUCCAUUACUUCAUUCUUCUUCGAUCGCUCUUUCGAAGUAUUGGUGGUGGGCGCUUCGAACUCCUCUACAAGGAAAUCCUUCCGCUUCUCGAAAUGCUCCUCGAAACUUUCAACCAUUUGCUCCAGGGCGCCAGAGACCCUCAUGACCGAGAUUUGUACGUUGAGUUGACUUUGACUGUGCCGGCGAGACUCAGUCAUCUGUUGCCGCAUCUCAAUCACUUGAUGAGACCCCUGGUUGUGGCUCUUCGAGCUGGCCCGGAUCUUGUCGGGCAAGGAUUAAGAACGCUCGAGCUCUGCGUUGACAAUCUUACAGCAGAUUAUCUAGAUCCAAUCAUGGCUCCAAUCAUGGAUGAUCUGAUGACUGCCCUGUUCGAGCAUCUGAAGCCUCAACCCUACCAACAUUUCCACUCCCAUACGACUAUGCGCAUUCUUGGUAAACUCGGUGGACGUAACAGGAAAUUUCUGAAUCAUCCCCACCGUCUGGCUUAUCGGCGCUACACUGACGACGAGCCUAGCUUUGAUAUUCGACUCAUCGACACGAGCCGGGACCGAGCGUUUCCCAUGGACACUGGCGUCGACCUAGCCAUUAGAAAACUUACUGAGACAACGAAGAACACGAAUCCGAAGGCUUUGGAUCUAUAUUACAAGGAGCAAUCGUUCAAGUAUAUCAGCAAUCAAGUGAAGUUGUUCAUAGGCCAGGAUUACCUUCCUGACGACUUCGCAACUCUUCUCCGACUUCAAGCAAAUGACCUUCUGGCCCGACGCUUCCAGACAUACGCUGAUAUGUUAGCCGAUAACGAAUUUGGUAAAUCGGUGCACAAACGUCGAGAGCAAGAGGAGAAUUUGAAGAAGCUACUCAAGGCCUGCUUCAGUGCAAUGACUGUCCCGGAUCUGAAACCGCAAGUGGAAGUUUUCGUUCAGAGCAUCUCUCGCCAUUUUACUCUCGUGGAACUUGGUCAGGCUCUGUGUGACGCUGGCCGAAGAACGAAGGAAUUUGAUGUCAAUCUCGGCGAAGGCGCGGUCCAUCUUAGCACUCGCAUACUAGCCGACGUGAUCUGUGAUUGUCUGGCUUCUGACAACAUCUUCAUCCGUGAGGCUGCGGAAGCAUCAAUGCUGGCUGUUGUGGAUACGGCUCGUACUAUCUUUGGGAGCGAGGAAAAGGUCGCGAAACUUCCAUUUUUUACACAUCUCACCCAGACAUUCUGCCACAAAUGCCGUGAAGUGGAGUGGUUCACCAAGGCUGGUGCGACUUUGGGAAUACAAAUUCUGGUCAAGAAGCUGGAUCUGGGCCAACCCUUCCUCGCCAGUAAGCAACUUGAGAUCAUCAAAGCUUUGCUCUUCGUGAUCAAGGACACGCCUCAGGAAGUUCCAGCGAGUACUCGGAUCACCGCCCAAGAGACUCUGGAAUUCAUUCUUCGGAAAUGCUGCGCCGGCCAGACCCGAGAGAUGCUCAUGAACGAGAGGAGCACUAUCCAUGCUCUUUCUGUGACCUUCAGUCUCGAGCUAUCCCACAUGAAUACGCAUGCGCGUGAGACAGCACAACACGCAUUCUCGGUGAUGGCAGAGGUUGUGGGUCUUGAGGUACAUGAGCUGAUCGACCCAGUUAAGGAAAGAUUCCUGCCUCCGAUCUUCAACAAGCCGCUUCGAGCCCUUCCGUUUCUUUCACAAACCGGCUUCAUCGACGCAAUUACAUACUGCCUGAGUUUGGGUCACGACCUUGUCCCGUUGAACGACCAGCUCAACCGGCUUAUGAUGGAGUCAUUAGCGCUUGCCGACGCGGACUCUGAGAUCCUUCAUCCCAAACCAGACGAGUACAACAAUGCUCAGUUGAUUGUCAAUCUCCGGGUUUCAUGCCUGAAGCUUCUUUCUAUCGCGAUGAGCUUGCCCGAAUUUGCGACGGGACCACAAAAUUCCAGCCGUGCCCGCAUCAUCACCGUCUUCUUCAAGCUCCUUUACUCCAAGUCACCCGAGAUCAUCGAGGCUGCUAACGCCGGUCUGAAGGAGGUGCUGGUCCAGACCUCGAAGCUCCCUAAAGAUCUUCUCCAGAAUGGACUGAGGCCUAUCCUGAUGAAUCUCCAAGACUCGAAGCGUCUCACCGUCGCAGGGUUAGAGGGCCUUGCGCGAUUACUGACUUUGUUAACCAAUUACUUCAAAGUCGAGAUAGGUGCUCGAUUGCUGGAGCAUAUGAGAGUGAUUGCAGAUGAGCAGCUGCUGCAAAAGGUCUCCUUUGGCCUGAUUGAACAAAACCCACAGAUGAAGAUCGUUACGGCGAUAUUCAAUAUUUUUCACUUGCUUCCCCCUGCGGCCACCAGUUUUAUGGGAGACUUGGUAAACAGCGUCUUGGACCUGGAAGCAAAAUUACGCCGUACAGUGGCCAGCCCGUUCCGUCACCCGCUCAUACUCUAUCUCGACAAAUAUCCGAAGGAAACGUGGUCGUUCUUUCAGUCGCGCUUGCAGGAGGAGAAGUACGGCCGCUUCUUUGCGCAGAUCCUAGGCUCAGAUUCCAGCCCAGCUAUUCGUGAAGUUGUCAUGAACGACACUGAAGCGUUUAUCAAGGCUGCGUUCGACGUCGAGGCCAUACCAGAGCGCCAUACCGCGGCGAUCAAUGGCAUCUACAUAGUGCACUCAAUCUGCACGUUUGAAUCCGCUAAAGACUGGCUGCGUGAUCAGGAGCAGCUCAGGGCCAAGGUUCUAAGUGCUGGUCAGGAAAUCGAGGGUGAACUACGCAAAGAUCAGCUUCAACCUUCACAGCGUCUACCGUCAUCGCCAGACGAUCUCAACUUCGUGAUCGAAGUCUUCUCUUCAUCUGCACAAGGCACGAUAAAGACCCCCCUAAAACUGAUGAAAUAUAUCUUUGAUUCCAUCAUUACCGAUGAAUCUGCAAGCCGCAGGUACAAUAUCAUUGAGCGGUGUCUGGACGUUUACUCUCAAAAAGCUGAAUCCUACAAGGUGAAGACGUUCCUGUUGCACAACGUGGUCAACCCCAUCAUGGCAAGGGAUGUGCAGAAUACUCGUCAGGAGAAUAGCAAUGCAGCUCCACUAGCAGACAGCAAGCUGUUCAACCUGUUUUUAGAGCGUCUGUGGAAAUCGGCUACUCCCGAUGGCAGCGACGACUCAUCACAGCCAGGUGUCGACCAUACUCGCAUGGAAGCGCUGCAACUCUCUGCAUUCAUUCUGAAAUAUCACAAAGAUGCUGUUUCCGAGGACCGGAAAGAUAUCAUCAAAUAUUCCUGGGGACAUAUCAAACUGGAAGAUGUGAUCAAUAAGUACGCAGCGUAUGUCCUGAUAUGCUACUUCAUCCGGUCUUACGACACACCCCCAAAAAUCGUGGUCCAGAUCUACAAUCAGCUUUUGAAAGCUCACCAAAAUGAAGGCAAAGCGUUGGUCACCCAGGCUCUGGAGGUGUUGGCUCCGGUACUGCCUGCGAGAAUAGGCGCCGGUGCCAAUGCCCCUGGAGACAAGAGGACGCCUUCGUGGGCUCGACUACCACGCAAGAUCUUGAACGAAGAGACAGGUAAUUUACAGCAGGUCCAGAGCAUUUUCAACUUCAUUGUGCGCCAACCGGAUCUCUUCUAUGAGUCGAGGGAGCUCUUUAUCCCGACAAUGAUCCAAAUGCUUAACAAGCUUGCCCCUCCACCAAACCCUUCGAAUGAGAACAAAAAGCUUGCCUUGAAUCUUAUUUCUCUGAUACAGCAAUGGGAAAGUCGACGUGUCUCACCGGUAUCGCCUUCUCAGACUGGAGCCGACUUGACGCCUACACGUAAGAGAGAUCACGCUGGUGACCAGAAGCUGGGCCCACCAGCAAAGGAGAAGGCCGAAUACGUGAUUCCACUUGAGCUUCGCACGGCUGUGGUCAAGUAUAUGAUCAACUUCAUCACUACUUUGCCCGAACGCUUUCCCGCCCCAGCUGCAGACCUCAAGGCUAAGACCAUGCAGAAGGUCCAGCAGCAGCCUUUACCAAACGACAUGUGCAAAAAGGCCGUUCAACUACUCCGAGUUCUUCUGGCACCGAAUCUAUGGACAGAUGUUGAUGUCGGUCUCUAUGAGAAACUGCUUGAUCCGAUCCUGAGUGGUGAAAAAGCAGACAAGGCAGAGGACAAGCAAUUGACAUGCAUGAUCAACGCCCUGCAGGUCAUGCGAAUUCUGCUAAGCACGAAGUCGAAUGAAUGGAUCAUUGAUCAUAUGGAAAAGAUCCAGAAGCUGUUGGAGAAACCACUCAAGAUGGAAGAGCCCGAAAUCCAGGACUGUUUGCAUCAAGUGACUGACGACGAUAAGUCUCUUCCGCUGGUUCGACGUGUUCUCGAGGCAAUUCCGGCUCAGAAGACGGAUGAUGCAGAUGCAAUGGACUUGGAUACCCCGCCUUCAGACUUUCCGACUCGAUAUUCCAAGAUCAUGGUCGGCGAAGCUUUGUCUAACGGCAGUUAUGUCUCGGGUAUAAACAACCUGUGGACUCUUUCAUUGGUACGACCAGCCGAUGUUGAUGACCAUAUCAACGGAGCGAUGAAAGCUUUGCAGCAGAAACUGGCAAAAGAACACAUCAAUGCAUAUGUGAUCCCGCCUGGACCUCCUCCCCAAGGUUGGCGUCUUGGUGAACCCUUGAUGGACCCCUACGACUUCGCGCUGGGUGUUGACCUCAUAAAGAAAACUAUUGACAUUCUGUCGUCCCGAAUGAGUGAACUCAACGAGCAGCGUCGACCGUUCCUCAGUGUCCUUGCUUCGCUUGUUGAGAAGUCGUUCAACGUGGAAAUGUGCAGCAAAGUGUUGGACAUGGUAGAGAAAUGGGUCUUUAACUCAACCGAGCCAUACCCAACACUGAAGGAGAAGACGGCAGUGCUGCACAAGAUGCUCAUUUUCGAAAAGUGGCCCAAUCAAAAUCUACUUGAGCGCUUCCUUGAACUCGUCUUCAAGAUCUACGAUGACCCAACUGUUACGCGAACGGAGCUGACAGUGAGAUUGGAGCAUGCUUUCUUGAUCGGAACUCGUGCCAAAGACGUGGAGAUGCGAAAUCGUUUCAUGAACAUCUUCAACCGUGCCUUGUCCAAAACUGCCAGCUAUCGACUGAACUACGUGUUGACACUGCAAAACUGGGAUACGCUUGCCGACUCAUUCUGGUUGAAGCAAGCUUCGCACCUGGUCAUGGGCUCUGUUGAAAUGUCGAUGCCCGCUCGCCUCCACCCAGAAGAUGUCCGCGUUUGCCCCCUAUCUCAACUCUUCAACGCCAAUCUUAUCAGCGCCGAUCAACGAAAAGACGAUCCAAUCAUCGAGGAUAGCCUGGACGCUCUAGUUGCCGCACAACGUCGUUUCAAUCAAGAAAUCCAUGAGGUCAAAGUCCGUGACCUGCUCGAGCCCCUUAUUCAGCUGCAGCAUAUUGAUGACAAUGUUGCCUACGAUGUCUGGGUCAAACUGUUCCCACUUUGCUGGUCUGCCCUGAACAGGGAUGAGCGUCUUGACCUCGAGAAAGGCAUGGUGACCCUGCUGACUCGAGAAUAUCAUCAGAGACAACUUAACCUUCGUCCCAAUGUCGUUCAAGCAUUACUGGAGGGUGCAGUGAGGGCUAAACCAAGGUUCAAGGUGCCUCCUCAUGUUAUGAAAUUUCUGAGCAGAACAUAUGACGCGUGGUACACUGCGCUUAUCUCCCUUGAAGAAUCUACCGUUGACCCAUUGAUCGAUACGCCGGCGGUUCGCGAAAGCAACCUGGAUGCCCUCGUGGAAGUCUAUGCUGGCCUUCAAGAAGACGACCUAUUCUAUGGAGCGUGGAGAAGACGGUGCAAGUUUAUGGAAACCAAUGCCGCCCUCUCAUACGAGCAGCACGGCAUCUGGGAUAAAGCGCAACAACUCUGGGAGUCAGCCCAAGUUAAAGCACGUACUGGCGUUGUGCCGUUCUCCCAAGGAGAAUACUACCUUUGGGAAGAUCACUGGAUGAUUUGCGCUCAGAAACUCCAACAAUGGGACAUUUUGGGCGAAUUCGCAAAGCACGAGAACUUCAAUGAUCUUCUACUCGAAUCAGCCUGGAGGAAUUACGAAGCUUGGUCCGGCGAAGAAAACCGAAACCAGCUGGAUGCGAUGAUCAAGUCCGUCUCCGACGCUCCAACACCUAGGCGAACCUUCUUUCAAGCAUUCAUGGCACUUCUACGAUACAGUUCUAAGCAGAUGUCGCGUUUGGAGUUCCAGCAUGUUUGUGACGAAGCCAUUCAGCUCUCUAUCCGCAAAUGGCAUCAACUUCCCAAGCGUAUAACAAAUGCCCACAUCCCCAUUUUGCAGAACUUCCAGCAGUUGGUCGAGCUUCAUGAUGCUAGCGUUAUUUGCGAUAGUCUCAUGGGCACCAACGAGCGUAAUCUUGACAGCAAAUCACAAGAAGUCAAACUCCUCCUGCAAGCUUGGAGAGACCGGCUACCGAACAUCUGGGACGACAUCAAUGCGUGGCAAGACCUGGUCACCUGGCGCCAGCAUGUUUUCCAGCUCGUGAACUCGACGUACUUACCUCUUCUCCCUCAAGGCGGUAACAACGUUGGCAACAAUUCAUAUGCCUUCCGAGGUUAUCAUGAGACGGCUUGGAUAAUAAACAAGUUUGCCCAUGUCGCCCGAAAACACCAGAUGCCUGAAGUGUGUAUCAAUCAGCUGGGCAAGAUCUACACGUUGCCCAACAUCGAAAUUCAAGAAGCCUUUUUGAAACUGAGAGAACAAGCCAAAUGCCAUUACCAGAAUAAAGCCGAGCUGAAUAACGGGCUUGAUGUGAUUAACAAUACCAAUCUCAACUACUUUGGCGCACAGCAAAAGGCCGAGUUCUAUACGCUCAAAGGCAUGUUCCUGGCCAAGCUCCAGCACGCAGAAGAAGCGAACGAAGCGUUUGGUGUAGCUCUCUACUAUGACCUUCGACUUCCAAAAGCAUGGGCCGAAUGGGGCCAGUAUUCCGAUCGCAAGUUCAAGGAGAAUCCAUCCAAUAUCGAGGCUGCCAGUAAUGCUGUCAGCUGCUACCUCGAAGCGGCUGGGCUUUAUAAGAGCGCCAAAUCAAGGAAGAUGCUUAGCCGAGUAUUGUGGUUACUUAGUCUGGAUGACGAGGAGGGGCACAUUGCUAAGGCAUUCGAAGACUUUAAAGGCGAGACGCCAGUCUGGUACUGGACGACGUUCGUGCCUCAACUGCUCGGCAGUCUCGAGCACAAGGAGGCACGCCUUGCCAAAUCGGUGUUGGUGAAGAUCGCCAAAGGUUUCCCCCAGGCACUGUUCUAUCACCUGCGGGCGACAAGAGAAGAUUUCUUGGGCAAGAAAAAACAAUACGAGGCCCAGAAAGCCAAGCAGCAGAAGAAUCAGGAAGAGAAGAAGGAAUCUGGGUCACGACCGGGCACGGCCAAUGGUGAAGCCCAGACCAAUGGGUCAUCGUCUCCCAAACCUAAGCAGGAGCCAGAUGCCGACAACGGCGAGGCGAAUGGUACCGAAGCGGGCAAGAAACCUGAAGAGCCCAAGAGGCCAUGGGACUACACCGACGAGAUCAUGGCUGGCCUAAAGACUGCAUUCCCCCUCCUUGCGCUUUCAAUGGAGACAAUGACAGAUCAGUUGUCGAAGCAUUUCAAAUGUCCGCCAGACGAGGAUGCCCAUCGACUUAUUGUUGCGCUGUUAAAUGACGGACUGCACUACAUCAGCCGGGCACCCAUGACUUAUGCCGAAGGGGCCAAAUUGCCGCCUCAGACGGAAGCCAAUGUUGCGCGAUUCGUACAAUCUGUUCUCCCAGCACAUAUCCGCAAAUCAUUUGAGGCAGACUUUGUCCAAACCAAACCGACGAUGUAUGAAUACAUCCACAAAUUAAGGAAGUGGCGAGACAAGUUUGAACAGAAGCUCGAUCAUAGACAGCAGUGGGCUCCCCUGGAGUCCUACAGUCAUCAUCUAAGCGAAUUUAAAUUCCUCAAGUUUGACGACUCGGUGGAAGUCCCUGGACAGUAUCAACAGCACAAAGACAAGAACACCGAUUUCGUUCGUAUCGAGCGCUUUAUGCCGACAGUUGAGCUUGUCAGGGGCAACAGCAUCUGCCACCGCCGUCUAACAAUUCGUGGCCAUGACGGCUCUCUGCAUCCCUUUGCCGUUCAGCAUCCAACAGGUGGCAAGGUCCGUCGCGAGGAGCGCAUCGUACAACUGUUCCGGAUCUUCAACCAGACAUUGUCAAAGCGCAAAGAAUCCCGGCGCCGAAAUCUGUACUUUCAUUUACCCAUCUUUGUGCCGAUAGCACCGCACAUUCGCCUGGUACAAGACGACGCCUCAUAUGUAACACUUCAGUCCGUGUAUGAAGACCACGUCCGCAAACUUCCUCCCAACACCAUGUCCCGGGAUGAACCGAUCCUCUUUGUCCUCGAGAAAUCACGCACCAUCGCCGAGCAGCAAAAGACAAGUCCCAGAACACCUGAGCAGGUUGCAAUCAUGAAGACUGAGAUCUUCACCACGAUCCAGGAGAGGUGGGUUCCAAAUACCAUCGCUUUGAAGUACUUCCAGACGACCUAUCCAUCUUUCGAAGAUUUCUGGCUCUUCCGGCGGCAGUUCAGUUAUCAAUUUGCGGCCACCACGUUCAUGACAUAUAUAAUGCAUAUGUCCGCGCGGUAUCCGAUGAAAUUCUCCAUCUCGAGAGCCACUGGAGAUAUUUGGGCCUCUGACCUAUUGCCUAACCUCAAUUCGAGUCGAGCAUUGUUCUACAAUCCUGAACAAGUGCCCUUCCGCUUGACUCCAAACCUGCAGACACUCAUGGGUCCCCUGGGUGUUGAAGGGAUCUUCACAGCAAGUCUAAUGGCGAUCGCACGCUGCCUCGCGGAGGGUGACAACGGAUACGAAAUGGAGCAGCAACUCGCUAUCUUUGUAAGAGAUGAGAUGUACAACUGGGCUGCUGGGCGGCCUCAAUCUAGUGGAAGUGGUGGCCAAGGGGGAGAUCAGAAAAUGGAAGGGUCACAUUUAAGAGAGCUAGUGGCUAUGAAUGUCGAGUUCAUCACGCGGCGUGCGCUCACAUUGGCGAAGACGCAAGGCAGUGUCGGUGCUCCUUCGGUUUCUUCAGGGACACAAGCUGCCAAUACCAACGGCGCCGUCUCUGGCGCAGAGGGAAGUGCAAGCGGUGCGGCGGCCGCGGCAGCCACAGCAAACGCGAUUCCCACUGGUGUCACCGGCGUCCUACCUGCAUGUCAGAACGUGGUGGAUCUGGUCAGCAAGGCGACUGAUCCUACUCGACUCAGCGGAAUGGAUGGGUUAUGGAUGCCUUGGCUGUAA
This is a messenger RNA of Fonsecaea monophora, 13503 nucleotides long. RefSeq lists its product as hypothetical. The transcript is spliced from 7 exons. The coding region runs from base 1 to 13503 and encodes 4500 amino acids. The record is from RefSeq and is a predicted model, not a curated record. Gene Ontology annotation, biological process: signal transduction; regulation of DNA-templated transcription; DNA repair. Lineage: Eukaryota; Fungi; Ascomycota; Eurotiomycetes; Chaetothyriales; Herpotrichiellaceae. Gene Ontology annotation, cellular component: SAGA complex; protein phosphatase type 2A complex; NuA4 histone acetyltransferase complex. Gene Ontology annotation, molecular function: transcription coregulator activity; protein phosphatase regulator activity; protein binding.